Messenger RNA from Exophiala bonariae, 1200 nucleotides. RefSeq lists its product as uncharacterized. Gene Ontology annotation, molecular function: sequence-specific DNA binding. Gene Ontology annotation, cellular component: nucleus. Gene Ontology annotation, biological process: positive regulation of transcription from RNA polymerase II promoter by glucose. The record is from RefSeq and is a predicted model, not a curated record. The coding region runs from base 1 to 1200 and encodes 399 amino acids. NCBI's taxonomy places the organism in Eukaryota, Fungi, Ascomycota, Eurotiomycetes, Chaetothyriales, Herpotrichiellaceae. The transcript has a single exon.
AUGGCUCCUCCUACAGUUUCGGCCCUUGGAAUGGCUCUCAAUGGCAAGUCCGCAUCGGUCGACAUCCCCAAGCCACGCGAUGCCUUGAAUACCCGGGACACCUUCACUGCUGUACCGGGAACUUCUGGAAAGAAGCGUUCAGGCAUGUUGCCAACGCCUCCCAAUUCCAUCUCUCCCAACCUCCCGCCUCAUGGUCGCCGUCGUGCUAGCCAUCAACAGGCUCCCAUGUCACCCAAGAGCACGCAGGUCGACUCCGAUAUUGACUUGCAGGAUGCGCCUGAUGUUGCACAACCCACCGCCCUCAGCGCCGAGGCUCUUGACAGUCUGGGUGACUUGGACAGUGCAGGUGCCAUCACUCCCGGCAUGUUGGCCAAACACCAUCUCCCAGAUAUCCUGUUGUCUCAUGGUCCUCUGGCCAUUCGUCACAUCAUGGGAUACCUUACAACCUCGGUCCCAGGCUUCUCCCGCAUCACUUCCGCCAAGGCUCGACGCUUGGUGGUCGCUGCUCUGGAGGGCAAAGGCGGCGGUUUGGAGGGUGCUGGCCGAGAUGCCGAUGUUCUGUUUGAAAAGGUUGGCUGGGGCAGGUGGGAUGCUCGAGUCAGAGGCCAACCGCCAAGAGAGCGACAGGGCAGUGCCAUCACUCCUCCCGGUAGCCUACCAUCCUCAUAUUCCCAAGCCGGACUUCAGGUCCCAGGCCAGCCAUCCUGGCGUCACGGAUCAGAAAACCUCGGCACUAGCUUCACCGGAAACUCGGCCGCUUUCUCUCAUUCGGAGAUGGACUACGAGGACCAUGAUGUAUUGGAAAAUGAGGCUGACAAAAUGUCUCUGGACGACAAUGAUGAUGGUUAUGUUUCAUCCAUCGCUGAAGAGCCUCUUGACGAGGACCUCGGUGACGGUGAAAUCACCGAUGAAGAAGAUUGGGGAGCGAUUGGCGCCGAAGCACUGCGAGCCAGAUCACUUCCCAACGCAGGCCGAUCGGUCUCGGGACCAGGAAGGCUCUAUCAACCCAUCGCCACCUAUCCCUACAAUGCGAGACAACGAAGCAAGACCCCGGCGGACAUUGCACGAACAGCUCCGGCUCCCGCAAUGCCUGUCAAUCAUCAACGACACCCCAACUUUUCCCUUCCCACCGGCGCUGGCGUUAAUAAUUCCCAAGAACGAGCUGCCAUCGAGGCAUUGCUCAGUCUUGGAUCCAUGUAA